AUGCCUAUAAAGAUUUCGCCCCAUUGGCUAAGUCUACGGAGGCGUUUUGGAUCAGUGAGAAGUCUAAUGAGCAGUAGAUUCAAUAUUUACACAAACAAUUAUGAUGUGUCUUCAAGUGAAUUUUUUAGUGAAGUUUAUUUAAUGAGCAAAAAACUGGUAUACUAUGUAAAUGAUUAUUUCAGACUAAACGAUUGGGAAAGCAGUAGGGAGAAAAAAAUAGGAUGCCUUUUUCCACCAUGUUACUCUCAACUUGUUUUUAAAUUUUGUGUUUUAAUGAACAAUUAUGAUUACAUUUCAAUCCCUACACCUAUAAAAAAGUCAAAGCAAAUAAAACAGAAAUAUUCCUUUUACAUAUCAGAAAAUAACAUUGAUUUAAUUUUAUGCCAUCCUUUUUAUAAGCAUUACAUUGAAGAAAUAUCAUUCAAUUUACAAAUUCCAUUUUUAAUAUGUUAUGACAAACCGGAUAUUUUAUCUCAUGAAGAGUAUUUAGACGAUUUAAAAGAAGGAAGGGAAACUUUUGGUCAUAAAUUUUUAUACCACCCGAAGAAAUAUGAACACUUCAUGAGUGAUAAAAUGGGUGCUUUAAAAGAAAUGAAAGAGAAGCAUUUCAACAAUAUUACUGCGGGAAGAGGCAUAAACGAUUUUUUUGCAAAGGUAAAUAAUACAAAUGAACAUUCAAAUAAGAUGAUGAUAUCAGCCACAAAUGAUAUAUCUCCUGCUUUCCAUUUGCAGUUAUCGAAAGAAAACGAAUGUGACAAAAGUAUAAAAUUUCUAUUAACAGACAUUUUUAAUCAGUCCCAAAAGUUUGCAGAUUUCAUGAGAUUCAGUGAAAAAAAUAACACUGUUUUGAUGUGUAUUCCAGCAAAUAAUAUCCAAUAUUUUGACGCAUUAUUUGGUUUGCUAUACUCAGAUGCAACUAUUAUAUUCCCUGAAAUGAGGAAGAAGAAGAUAUUAAAUUAUAAUAAUUAUAUGGAAUGGUUUAAAACACAUAUGAGAAAUAAAAAUAAUAAUUUCCAAGUUCAUAAUUUGAUCAUUAAAAAGGAUUUUACAGAUAUCGAUUUUGAUUUUAUUGAUGGUCCAGAUUUGUUUGAAGAAUUAUUUCAUUCGGAAAAACCUAUAAAUAUGAUAGUGUGUAACAAUUAUUUAAUUCGUGAUUUUCUUAUAUUUUUUAAAAAUUCUGAUAUUAAUACAGAAACAAAAAGGGAAUUUAUUCAAAACAAAGCUAGCAGUGUAGGAACUAUCAUACUAAAUGGAAAUGAAAUAAUGCCAGGAAUUAAUAUCAAAUAUGUUGAACAAAUAAAAGACAUUUUUGUGAAUGCAAAAAUAUAUCAGCGGUAUGUGGUGCAAGAAGUAGGGACCGUAAGCAUAAUGGAAUUAGGAAAACUAGAAGAAGAUAAUAUCCCAUAUGAAAGAAAAUUAGCCGGUUAUAUAUUGCCAAAUAUUAAUAUAGAAAUCGAUUCUAAAACUAAUGUUCUUAAAAUAAAAUCAGAGAAUUUAUUUAGUGAAUAUUACAAUAACGAUAUAUUAACUACCAAAUCUUUUGACAAGAGCGGCUUUUUUAAAACAAAAUAUAUCGCCUCCUUAACAGAAAAUUCCCUUUUAAAAAUAGAGGGAAUUCACAAUGAAAUUGAAAAUAUUCCCGAUGAGUAUUACUUAUAUUUUAAGCAGCGACGGGACAAGAUGGAAAAGCACCCACCUGGUUAUCUCAAACGAGUUCGAUUACAGGGUCAGAUAUGGGGAAAUUUUCACGCGAAUAAGAGGAAUUGGAAGCGAAAAUUUUGA
This is a messenger RNA of Plasmodium gonderi, 1782 nucleotides long. RefSeq lists its product as hypothetical. Gene Ontology annotation, molecular function: medium-chain fatty acid-CoA ligase activity. Gene Ontology annotation, biological process: fatty acid metabolic process. The transcript has a single exon. The record is from RefSeq and is a predicted model, not a curated record. NCBI's taxonomy places the organism in Eukaryota, Apicomplexa, Aconoidasida, Haemosporida, Plasmodiidae. Bases 1 to 1782 code for a protein of 593 amino acids.